GUACCUUUAACAGCAUGCAUAAUAAGGUUGCGUUUGGUUUGUAGUUGAAACCUUCUGCCUUUUCCCUGUUGAACAGGCAAAUUGACACUACAUUUCAAACCAACCGGCAACCCAGCUCCUGCAAUGUUGUAUUUUCAUGCUGACUCAUUCAAAUUCAAAAUACAUUUGUUUUUUUUUUCUAUACUACAGCUUACAAAAUCCAGCACGACUUUAUUUCAGUGUUUUGAAGGCAGUGACUGCAGAGGACACCGGACUCCCUCUGAUCACACAGGUUUUCAGACAAGAAAGAAAGGCUGAUGCAUCUGAAGACCAAACAGAGAGAAUUCCAAAAACAUGUUUUGAAGGCCAUGGAAGGCAAAGAGAUAACUGAUCAGCUGAGAUGGAAAAUAAUGUCGUGCAAGAUGAGGAUUGAGCAGCUGAAGCAGACCAUAUGCAAAGAGAACGAUGAAAUGGCCAGGCAUGCAGAGGGGCUUCUGAGAAUUAAAGAGGAGAACCAGAAGCAUUAUCGCAGGGCUCAGCGGCAUCAGGAGAAGAAGGAGAAGAUCCAGAGGCACAACCGCAAACUGGGGGACUUGGUCGAGAAAAAAACCUACGACUUGAAAACCCAGCACGAACACCUGGCAAAGCUGCGCAGGACGCACAUCCUGGAGCUAACGUCAGUCAUAUUUCCCAUUGAGGAAGUAAAGACAAGCAUGAGGGAUCCUGCAGAUGUGUCUUCUGAGAGCGACAAUGCUAUGACCUCCAGCACUGUGAGCAAGCUUGCAGAAGCCAGGAGAACCACGUAUCUCUCUGGGAGAUGGGUGUGUGAUGACCACAAUGGGGACACCAGCAUCAGCAUCACGGGGCCUUGGAUAACCCUUCCUAAUAACGGAGACUACUCAGCAUAUUACAACUGGGUUGAGGAGAAGAAGACUACACAAGGACCAGAUAUGGAGCACAAUAACCCUGCUCAUACCAUCAGUGCUGCACUGUGCUAUGCAACCCAGCUCGUUAACACUUUGUCUCUCAUACUUGAUGUAAAUCUUCCCAAGAAGCUCUGCAACAGCGAGUUCUGCGGGGAGAAUCUCAGCAGGCACAGGUUCACGCGAGCAGUGAAGAAGCUGAAUGCUAAUAUCCUUCACCUCUGCUUCUCUCAGCAUGUCAAUUUAGAUCUGCUGCACCCACUGCACACGCUCAGGAACCUCAUGUACCUGGUCAGCCCAGACACUGAGAACUUGGGCAGGUCUGGCCCUUUUGAAAUCAGUGCUGACCUGGAAGACUCCAUGGAGUUUGUGGAUCCCAGUGCCACCGGUGAGACAGAUGAGAGCGGAGAUGAGCACGUCAGCGACGAAGAGACGGAUCUGGGGACAGACUGGGAGAAUCUGCCGAGCCCCAGGUUCUGUGAUAUCCCUUCCCAGCAGGUGGAGAUGCUGCAGAGCCAGAGCACGCAGGUGUCACAGCCCAUCGCCAGCAGCAGUGCUGGCGGGAUGAUCUCCUCUGCUGCUGCCUCAGUGACCUCGUGGUUUAAGGCGUACACCGGGCAUCGCUAACGAGCACGGGAAAAGGAUCGCAGGAUUUUGGAAGGAAUCCCUCCCCAGCAAUGCUGUAGUAAACCUUACAUAUUCAGUUAAGUAGUGCCUGGAACAAAGAAAAGGUCCGACUUUGAUUUUGUAAACCAGAAGAACCUUUUUAUUGACCCAAGAUGACUGUGAUGGUACCGUUUUGUACAUUAGCUAGCUACGUAAUUCUGACAGAUUCUGUGCUGGCACUUUGUGUCUUGGUUCUGUCUGCAUUGUUGGAUAUCAAAGGAGGACCCAGCGGCCUCCAGCUCUGUCUCCUAAAGAAGAAACAGAUUCUGUAGUGUUUGGAUCCAAACGAGUACAGAGGGAAGGCUGCUCAGUAUUCAGUCUGGACGGUGGUGCGAAUGCAAUUCACGCGUUCUUCACUCCUCGCAGGGUUUAUGUUUGUGUUUUAAAUCUAUCUUGCAUAAUGCAAAAAUGCACAUUUCUAAAUUUUCUUUUCUCAUUCAGGACAUGACAAUGAUGCAUUUUUAACAUGUUUUCUAAUCUCUGUUGCCAUAUUUUUUUAAUGUGGAGAAUCAGCAUGGACAAGAAUCCACACAGCAGGUUGCUCUUAUUUCAGGUUUUGGUGUGGAUCUUGACCCAGUUUUGCUGUAGGAAAUUGGCUUGCUCCACCAGUAGGCAAUCUCCACGUUCAUGUUGUGCUCUCCAGGCACGAUGCUCUUUACUCGUGAUACCACACACCAAAGAAACACUGGAUGUUCUCUUAGCUAGACCCACAUCUGACACUGUUGCUGCAAUAAGACUCAUGGGUUACACCGUGUUGCCAUUUUUAAUAUUAGAGAAGCCUCAUUUCAAGCUAGCUUCACGAAGUCCCAUGUUCUACGUGCCACGUGCGCUUUAAACCCUGUUCCAUUCUGUGUUGCUGGUGGGUUUUUCUUUCUGUUCUUUUUUGCUGAUUGCCAAGGAGCUGAUUUCAUCUUGCUGCAGCGCUGCUCCCAGGGCAGCUGGCGUGCUCACAGAACCGCGGGAGCUGCGAUGCUGACAGGGGGUUGCUAACAAGUGCUCCUCCACUUCCUCUGCCUCGUGGGAUGCAUCGCUUAAGGAUGGUUUUGCUCAGUGAGGCUUCCACUGUAUGGUUUGCAUUUCAUGCAGCUGGGAUGUUGUACAUCUUCGUGGGCAUUUGUGUGAAAUCAUCCUCCCAUCCCUCUCAGAUGGAAGAUUGCAGUCUUCCCUGUUGAAGCAGCUGGGGAUGCAAGUGAGGCACACAGAGGUGUAGCACAGAGAGGCAGCAUCCUUGUGCACAGCAGCAAAGCAGCACCAGCCCUGCUGAGCUCUGCGCCCAGUAGUACAGCCCAGCUCUGUCCUGCACAGCAGCUCCUGGUCUUUGGGAUGGGAAUCUAUUUGGGGUUUCUUUGGACCGAAGACCCUUAACUCUGCACUAACAGUACGCUGUUCUGUGAAGACACCCUUGGUCCUAAACCCAAGUUAGGUUCAUUCUGGGCAGUUAAGUUAAACAAACAGCACAGACCCCCUUGACAACUGCAGUCUUGGCCCAACCGACUGCUUUCCCCUUAGAUGCUGUUGGUGUCUGAGCAGCCAGCACCCAGCAAUGCCCUAUGCUGGCUUUUAGCAUCACACAGCCCAUCUUGCUUCCCUAUAUACAUAUUUUACUACACCUUUCAAUCACUCUCAUUGCUGCCUUUGCAUUACUUAGAGCCCUAAUGGCCAGGCCACGGUUCUGUUUGGAUGCUGCCAUUUAUGGAUUCUGAGGGGGGUGAAAAGCCACCACCACAACACCUUCUGAAGCCAUAUCCCCAUUUUGACCAUGGUGUUUUCCAAGUAAUUUAUUUCCCACCACAUCAUAGAGUGCACAGUGGCACUGUGAAGGCAUGAAUGCAUGAAUGCAUCGAGACCGGUCCUUUCAAGGAACAAUUGUGUAACAGGAUAGAGUGUUGGUUUUAAGUGUUUUGCACACGUGUAGCUCAGGGAGAGUUACAUGUGUCCUAACCUCCAGUGCAAUCAGUGGGAUUGGUUUUCCAGGUUGUUUGGGGGUGAGGGAAGGAAGCACUGUCUGCUCAUUGGAGGUUGCUGUAGGCAGCCAGCUGAGUUUGCAGAACAGUUGGUGUGGGUUGAAGACAGCAGUUCUGGCUCAGGCUGAUCCCUGCAGCUAGAUUUGGCCAUUGUGACUUCCCAAUGAGAUGGAACUAAAUACAAUUAUUAUUAUUUUUCUUUUCUAAGUUUUAUUGUAUUAUUGCAAUAAAUCUUUAACAGUAGUUUUUUUUUUAA
Molecule: messenger RNA, 3788 nt
Organism: Centrocercus urophasianus (Greater sage-grouse)
Lineage: Eukaryota; Metazoa; Chordata; Aves; Galliformes; Phasianidae
Gene: ATG14
Product: autophagy related 14
Exons: 10
Coding region: 297-1529 (410 amino acids)
Biological process (GO): autophagosome assembly; mitophagy; cellular response to starvation
Cellular component (GO): extrinsic component of omegasome membrane; extrinsic component of phagophore assembly site membrane; phosphatidylinositol 3-kinase complex, class III
Source: RefSeq, a predicted model, not a curated record